This is a messenger RNA of Striga hermonthica, 1320 nucleotides long. Lineage: Eukaryota; Viridiplantae; Streptophyta; Magnoliopsida; Lamiales; Orobanchaceae. The record is from the annotation of a GenBank genome assembly.
AUGACCACUGUAAUAGCGGCGACGAAGGAGGAGCGACGGCGGAUCAAGAGGCGGAAAAGGGUCGGAGGCAACCUCAAAGCCAAGAGAAAGGCCAAGGCCGCCGCCGCCGCCGCCGCCGCUGCCUCUACAGACAGUGGACAUUCUCCUGCCGAGACCGCGGCGGCUACAGACAGUGGGCAUUCUCCUGCCGAGUCCACUGUAAUUACGACGACGAAGGAGGAGCGGCGGCGGAUCAAGAGGCGGAAAAGGGUCGGAGGCAACCUCAAAGCUAAGAUAAAGGCCGAGGCCGCCGCCUCCGCCUCCGCCGCUACAGACAGUGGACAUUCUCCUGCCGAGACCACUGUAAUUACGGCUAUUACGGAGGAGAAGAAGCGGAGCAGGAAGCGCAAAAGAGUCGGCCAUCGACGCGGAGGAAAAAAAACGGACGAGGCCGCCACCGCUCCUACAGAUAGCGGGCAUUCUCCUGCCGUCUCUCCUGCUUCAGUACCUUCUAAUGUCGUGAAGGGUUGCUCAAAAUCUUCUUCAAUUGCCUCUCCUGCUUCCGUACCUUCUAAUGUUGUGCAGGGCGGCUCAAAAUCUUCUUCACCUGCCUCUCCUGCUUCCGUACCUUCUAAUGUUGUGCAGGGCGGCCCAAAAUCUUCUUCAUUUUUUCUCGACAAGAUGAAAGCGAGGUUAUCGGGAGGUCAUUUCCGCAUGAUUAAUGAGAAGCUGUAUACUUGCACUGGGGAUGAAGCACUCAACUACUUUAAAGAGGACCCAGCGUUGUUCCAUGUGUAUCAUUCAGGGUACCAAGAGCAAAUGUCGCAUUGGCCUGAGCAGCCUAAUGAUACUAUUAUAAAGUGGAUAAACAAUCACAGUCCUUCUCUUGUUAUUGCCGAUUUUGGUUGCGGGGAUGCACGCCUCUCAAGAAGUGUGAAGAAUAAAGUUUAUUCCUUUGAUCUCAUUUCAUACGACCCUUCAGUCAUUGCUUGUGAUAUGUCCAAGACACCCCUCGAAGAUUCUUCUGUGGAUGUUGCCGUAUUUUGUCUCUCGUUAAUGGGAACAAAUUUCCCUAGUUAUAUUCAUGAAGCAAAUAGGGUCCUUAAGAAUCGUGGGUGGCUUUUAAUAGCCGAAGUGAAAAGCAGAUUUGAUCCAAGUACAGGAGGAGCAGACCCAUACAAGUUUAUAAAAGCAAUAUCCCAACUUGGAUUUGCCUCUGUGUCUGAGGAUUUUUCCAAUAAAAUGUUCAUACUGUUCUACUUCAAGAAGAAGAAGGAGAAACAAAAACCGAAAGAUAUCGAGUGGCCAGAACUGAAACCUUGCUUGUACAAACGCCGUUAA